Messenger RNA from Habropoda laboriosa, 2062 nucleotides. It is a transcript of the gene Pfrx, whose product is annotated as 6-phosphofructo-2-kinase/fructose-2,6-bisphosphatase 1. Gene Ontology annotation, cellular component: cytosol. Gene Ontology annotation, biological process: fructose metabolic process; fructose 2,6-bisphosphate metabolic process. The transcript is spliced from 7 exons. The coding region runs from base 370 to 1770 and encodes 466 amino acids. NCBI's taxonomy places the organism in Eukaryota, Metazoa, Arthropoda, Insecta, Hymenoptera, Apidae. The record is from RefSeq and is a predicted model, not a curated record. Gene Ontology annotation, molecular function: ATP binding; 6-phosphofructo-2-kinase activity; fructose-2,6-bisphosphate 2-phosphatase activity.
UUCGGACUUUUUCGGCGAAUGGUAGGUGCGCGUUGCUGUUCUCUCUAUCCCACUUUAGUGACUUUGUCACAGACUUGAGAAGUUACAGCACUUUUUCUUCAUUUUGUCUUUCUGUGUUCUUUGCCGGUUCCGCAACAAUGUUGAAUUAAUGCACGAUGACGUUCUGUAAAUAUGAAUUAUAGAAUGGAGCCGCAGUGACAGUGAGAAUAUAUAGACGAAUAUCCAUGCGUCUUUAAUGAGUGACACAUAAUAGCGUGUAUUGGCUUGAUGACACUUGAGAGUCCGAGUGUACUGUUUCAUAGUAAGAACGAAGAUCAGUGAAAUAACAAUCGUUUAAUCAGACAGGGAACAUCUACGUGGUAUCGUAGGAUGACCGAUCCGAAAAUCGAGAUGCAUUACACACCACCGAGCUCGGACACCAUUCAAACUAAACCUUUCCCUAUUCGUGGUGAACGGGCUAACUUUGUAAAUAAGCCCCAUGUGAUCGCUAUGGUGGGGCUACCGGCCCGUGGAAAGACGUAUAUAUCAAAGAAGCUCUGCAGAUACCUAAAUUGGAUCGGCAUUAUCACAAAAGUGUUCAAUCUAGGGGAGUAUAGGCGACACGCGACUACUGCCUAUCAGUGCCACGAAUUCUUUCGUCCGGACAAUAUCAAGGCGAUGGCGAUACGUACCCAGUGCGCAAUGGACGCACUCAAGGAUGUCUGUCAAUGGUUGGAGAGUGGGGACGGCGAGGUAGCCGUAUUCGACGCCACUAACUCCACCGUAGAGAGACGCCAACUGAUCAGGGACAUUGUUGUUGAAAAGAUGGGCUUCAAGCUCUUCUUCGUAGAAUCUGUGUGCAAUGAUCCUGAUAUCGUUGAGCAGAAUAUCAUGGAAGUAAAAGUGAGUAGUCCGGAUUAUGCGAACAUGAAUAAGGAAGAGGUGUUGGCAGAUUUCAUGUUGCGAAUCGAGCACUAUCAAGAGAAGUAUCAGCCACUGGACGAAUAUCAAGAAAGCGAUCUAUCCUUCAUGAAGAUUUACAACACCGGCGAGAAAGUGCUAGUUCAUAAGCACGAGGGUCACAUACAAAGUAGGAUAGUUUAUUACCUUAUGAACAUCCAUAUAGUGCCACGUACGAUCUAUUUAACUAGGCAUGGCGAAAGCGUGAUGAAUCUCGAAAGUAAGAUAGGCGGGGACUCAGUGUUGAGCGAAAGAGGCUGGGAGUAUGCCAAAGCAUUGGCUAGCUACAUCACUAGCCAGGAUAUUCAGGGAUUACGAGUGUGGACUAGUUGGUUAAAGAGGACCAUACAAACAGCAAACGACGUAAAUGUGCCUCAGGAAAGGUGGAAAGCGCUAAACGAGAUCGACGCGGGUAUCUGUGAUGAAAUGACUUACGAGGAGAUUGCGGAAAAAUAUCCGACAGAUUUUGCCGCACGAGAUCAGAAUAAAUUCUCAUAUCGUUAUCCAAGAGGAGAAAGUUACGAAGAUUUGGUCGCACGAUUGGAACCGGUGAUAAUGGAGCUAGAACGACAGGGUAAUGUUCUCGUUGUCAGCCACCAAGCGGUUCUGCGAUGUCUACUUGCUUAUUUCUUAGACAAAAGUGCGGACGAAUUACCAUAUUUGCAAGUGCCACUACAUACGAUUAUUAAACUAACGCCUGUCGCCUACGGUUGUAAGGUGGAACACAUUCGAUUACCAAUUGAGGCAGUGGACACGCAUCGACCGAAACCAAAGAUCCCAGGAUAUCUAGAAGAACGAUUCCGAAGGAAAGGAAAAUUGCCUCGCACGUGAUAACAACGACGUUUGUAGCACGACAGAGCUAAUUCUUACAAUCGUAACGAGGUGCUGAAGACACGCAUACUUUUUGGCAGCUGGCUGCCUUUGCACGUCCGAUGCAACGUGCAUCCAAUUUACUUCCUACCUUAAAGGAAAAAAAGAACAAAAAAAAUAGUUUAGACAAGAUAUAAUCUGACAGGAUUUGACACUGUGUAUCCUAUGCGAGUUAUAUACAUGACCGAGGAUUUCUUUCUUUGAUUUUGUAACAAAAUACAUGCCGUAUGCGAAUGUAGCGUGACACUGCAUA